CGAAACUACGUCGUUAAUGGAAUAGCAAAAUCGCUGACCGUCAAAGUCCCACCCAGUCCUACCCGCAUCUCGUCUGGCCAGCCUGAUAUCCCAGCCGUGACAGCAGCCGCGCCGCACCACACUGAACGCUAAUUGAUAAAAGAGGGCUUUGACGGUCAGCGCCAGCUCAUAUAGCAAUCUCCGCCCCCACACAACCAUUUAUUCCAUUUUAAGACUCCUGCAACUCUCUCUCUCUCUCUCUCUCUCUCUCUCUCUCUCUCAACUUCUUCUUCACAAUCGAUUAGCUGUAUCAAAAGAGGUAUGCAUCGAUUCUUUUGCUGUUAUAGGUAGGGUUAAGGUUAGAUCUUAGAUUUUUUAAAAUGAUUGGUUUGCUUGUAGUUUUGUAAUCGUUGACUGUGCGUUGAUAUGUUGAAUUGGUUGUCGAAUUGGUUAUUUACACUAUUUGCAGUUCGAUCUGUUGAGAUUCCAAGCUCUAAUGCUCCAUUUGGUUGCUGAGAAAAUGUAUACAUCCCAAGAAUGGGAGUUUAAACUUCUGAAUCAUUAAUUUCUACUUUAUUUGUUUAGUUGAAAAAUUAUUUCCGAGCAAAUGAAGCAUAAUAGUUCGAUCUAUUUGAAGAUUCGAAACAACAUGGAACUUGAUGUUUGUAAGUAUAACGAUUUUACUUAGCAACCAAACCGUACGUGUGAUCCUCGGUUAGGUUGCUGAGGGAGGAUUUUGGUUAUUGGAUGCGAAGUAGUUGCGAUCCCUGAGAAUAAAUCCUUUUAUCAGCUCAGGAUUGUUGUUUUAGAGUGCUAUAGUUUUUUAAAUGUCUGAGCAAACCUAACUGUGGAGUAUAUCUGAACUAAACAUUAUUUAUAAAAUGAAUGCAAGCUACACUGUAACCUUAUGGAUUAGCUGAAGCUUAAUAUUUCCAUUAUUUUGUCAAUACGUUAUCUGAGCGUUUUAACAGAGGAUUGUUCAUAACCCAAAGGCAUUUUUUUUAAGAUUGAUAGCAUUUUGCAAAAUUUGUUUCCUGACUGUAAGUGCAUUUCGUGUAUUUUAAUGAUGGAUGUGCUUAAAAUUUAUGAUGUAGUAGAUAUUAGUCAACUCUAAUAAAUAUGUCACCAACUGACACAUCGCGGGAGGAGAAUGUCUACAUGGCCAAACUGGCAGAACAGGCUGAACGAUAUGAGGAAAUGGUUGAGUUCAUGGAAAAAGUUGCUAAGACUGUUGAUGUUGAGGAGCUGACAAUGGAGGAGAGAAACCUCCUCUCUGUUGCUUACAAGAAUGUGAUUGGUGCUAGGAGGGCUUCAUGGAGGAUCAUUUCUUCCAUUGAGCAGAAGGAGGAGAGCCGUGGAAAUGAGGACCAUGUCACAAUAAUUAAGGACUAUAGGGCUAAGAUUGAGGCUGAGCUAAGCAAGAUCUGUGAUGGUAUUUUGAACCUUCUCGAGUCCCAUCUUGUUCCCUCUGCUUCAUCUGCCGAGUCCAAGGUAUUUUACUUGAAGAUGAAAGGCGAUUACCAUAGAUACCUAGCUGAGUUUAAGACUGCGGCAGAGAGGAAGGAAGCUGCUGAGAGCACUUUGUUAGCUUACAAGUCUGCUCAGGAUAUUGCUUUGGCUGAACUGGCUCCUACUCAUCCAAUAAGGCUUGGACUUGCACUUAACUUCUCUGUGUUUUAUUACGAAAUCCUUAACUCACCUGAUCGUGCUUGCAACCUUGCGAAACAGGCUUUUGAUGAAGCUAUCUCCGAAUUGGAUACAUUGGGUGAGGAAUCAUACAAGGAUAGUACAUUGAUCAUGCAACUUCUCCGAGACAACUUGACCCUGUGGACUUCUGAUAUUACGGAUGAAACCGGGGAUGAGAUCAAGGAAGCUUCAAAACGUGAGGCGGGUGACAGACAAUAGCCGCGAGCUUCUGUAUGUUCCGUUUGUGCCUUAUUAUAGAUUUCAUUUGGGGGUGUUAGUACAUCUUCAUAGAGUCGAACUGCUGCUAUGUUGCUCAGUUUUACAUAUUAUUAGGUUGUAUUAUUGCUGUUCAAAAGAAUUGGGUUUGGUGGUUUUGUUAUCAGAGAUGUUGGUUAUUUUAGUGGUUUUCGUCUUGGUACGAAUUUGACAUGAUUCAAGUGGUUGCUUUUGUCGUUUUGGUACUUCAUAUUAUUGCAUAUACUUGGUUCUUUUCAAAAUUAGAGGCUUGUAUGAAAGG
Ilex paraguariensis (yerba mate) is the source of this 2182-nucleotide messenger RNA. Lineage: Eukaryota; Viridiplantae; Streptophyta; Magnoliopsida; Aquifoliales; Aquifoliaceae. The record is from the annotation of a GenBank genome assembly.